CUGCUAAAAUGGAUUUCUUUGAUACGACUGAUCAUGAAAAGUAUGGAUUAGGAUUAACUGGCGUUGGCAUACUUUUCUCUUUACUUGGGAUUAUCUUCAGCAAGAUAUUGGCUGCCAUGGGAAAUGCCCUCUUUAUUUGUGGAGUUCCCUUAAUCAUUGGACUGAAUUCCACUAUGUCAUUGUUAAUGAAACCAAGUAAUUUUAAGGGAAUAAUCUUCUAUGCUAUCGGGCUCUUCUUGGUUGUCAUUGUGGGAUGGCCUUUUUGGGGCAUGAUUAUGGAGGGUUAUGGGUUCUUCUUACUGUCGAGUGGUUUCUGGCCUACUAUAGCUGGUUUUUUACUGAAGAUUAUUGCUCUUGGUCAGUUCCUUCAACAGAAAUUUUUCCGAUUGCCGAGGAAGUCGCCGUCCGUGGAUUUAGUUGAAUCUUCUAGAGCAAAUGAACUUGCUACUCAGAUGCUAGGUAUUUCAAUCACGGAGGCUAGAGGCAAUGCAAUUUUGCAGGAGCAGCGGUUGGCACAUGAACAAGAUCUUUUAAGGUUGCUAGAUCAGUUGCAAGCUAAUAAGGAUCUACUUUCCAAUUCACGUGGCAUGGAUUCUGAGGCUGUGGCAGAGGAGAUUGCAUUUAUUGAAGCUAAUGUGGCCAUUAAGAUUCAAACAAUUGCAGAAAUUUACAGUCAACUUAAUUCACAUGGUUGAAAUACGGAAAUUGGUGAUCUACCAACCUAACAUGCUCACAGAAUAUUGCAAUGUUAAUUUUCAUUCUCAUAUAGUUUAAGCUAUUUUGCUAACAUAAUUAAUUUUUCAUUUACCCCAAUAUCAUUGUAGCAAACACUUUAUGUUGGCAAGUGGUCAAUGAAGAACGAAUAUCAUUGUAGCAAACACAUUUAUGUUGUCAAGUGGUCAAUGAAGAAGCUAUUUA
Molecule: messenger RNA, 918 nt
Organism: Cicer arietinum (chickpea)
Lineage: Eukaryota; Viridiplantae; Streptophyta; Magnoliopsida; Fabales; Fabaceae
Product: vesicle transport protein GOT1-like
Biological process (GO): endoplasmic reticulum to Golgi vesicle-mediated transport; retrograde transport, endosome to Golgi
Source: RefSeq, a predicted model, not a curated record